This is a messenger RNA of Aspergillus affinis, 1422 nucleotides long. RefSeq names its product MFS general substrate transporter. NCBI's taxonomy places the organism in Eukaryota, Fungi, Ascomycota, Eurotiomycetes, Eurotiales, Aspergillaceae. Gene Ontology annotation, biological process: transmembrane transport. Gene Ontology annotation, molecular function: transmembrane transporter activity. The transcript is spliced from 4 exons. The record is from RefSeq and is a predicted model, not a curated record. Gene Ontology annotation, cellular component: fungal-type vacuole membrane. The coding region runs from base 1 to 1422 and encodes 473 amino acids.
AUGGAGAAGGAUGAAUUGAAUGUCAACUCCUCCACAAAGGCAGACAUGUCGAACCCCGGCACUUCGACGGCUGUUUCGUCUGAUGUUGAGACGAUACCGGCGCCGUCGACUCCCGCUGAGCCUAUCCCAGAGGGACCAUUAAAUCGUCAGAAGACCCCAGAACCGGGCCAGACAACCAUCGUGGAAGACGAAGUCAAUGAAGAGAUCACUGAAGGGACGGUCGGGCAUUACAUGGUGGUGAUUGGGGGAUUCUGCGGCAUGUUCGCGUCUUUUGGAUGGCGCGCGGGCUCGGGUUUCUUCCAGGGGUAUUAUCAGCAGGAUCAACUGCGAGACUACAGCCCUUCCACCAUUGCCUGGAUCAAUAGCGUGGGGUUCUUCCUCAUGUAUUUCGGUGCCUGCAUUGUCGGACCAAUAACUCAGCGUAUUGGACCGCAGCCUCUUCUACUGAUCGGGUCGGCGAUGCACAUCGCCGGCCUGCUGGGGGCCUCCUGGUGCACGAAGUUCUACCAGUUCUUCCUGACGCAAGGCGUGAUCAGCUCGCUGGGCGCGAGCGCGUUGUUUUUCAUCAGCGUACAAACUAUGGGCCGGUGGUUCGAGCGGCAGCAAGCUCUUGCAAUUGGCAUCGCUGCUAGCGGUGUCAGUGCCGGCGGCAUCGUCUUCCCGCUAAUGAUCCAGCACUUGAUUCCGAUCAUUGGAUUCAGCUGGACCAUGCGCUGCGCGGUCCUGGUCCUGUUGGUUCUCACCACCAUCAGCAAUCUGACAUUACGUUCGCCACCUGAGGCCCUGAGAGCGCGCCGGCGCAUGCGCAUGGCCAUGCCUCAGGACGGGAGCUGCCGGGCAGGACUCUGGGACCGGCGACUCUGGCUAACCAUCGCCGGGACCACGCUCUUCGCGAACGGUUAUUUCGUCGUGCUCACAUUCCUAACCACCGUGGCGCAUCUGCGCGGGUGGAAAAACGACGUGGACUCGCUAGUGGUGCUCAAUGGAGCUAGUUUCUUCGGUCGCAUCAUUCCCGGAAUGAUAGCCGGUCGCGUCGGCAGCUUCAACACCAUGUGCGUGCUGGGCAUGCUAUCCACGGUGCUUGUUCUCGGGCUCUGGCUCCCCGACAGCGGGUUCGGCGGAGCAGUCGUUUUUUCCGUCACGUUCGGCUUCACCUCGGCAAGCACAGUGUCCUUGGGGCCAGCCAUGUUGUUCCAGAUGUCAGACCUACGAAGUAUCACGCGCAACCUAGCGGUACUAUACCUGGUGCAGUCGUUCGCGGGACUCACGUCGAGUCCCAUUGGCGGAGCGCUGCUCGACGUCGGGCACAAGGGCGCGCUGUAUCUUCAGCUGUUCUGUGGGCUGAUGACGGGAGUUGGGACCCUGAUAACAUUAUUGGCUCGGCACUGGUUAACCAAGGGUGCGUUGUGGGCGAAGAUCUAG